Messenger RNA from Paramecium primaurelia, 309 nucleotides. The record is from the annotation of a GenBank genome assembly. Lineage: Eukaryota; Ciliophora; Oligohymenophorea; Peniculida; Parameciidae.
AUGAUUUUUUACAUAAAUUAGAGGAAUAAUAUAGAAAAAUAAAUGAGCUUCAAUUUUUAGGUUUAUAAGAAUUACAUAAAUAUUUUUAGAUAAAAAAAUAGAAAUACAAAGUUAAUUUACUUCCCCAGAAAAAAAGAAGAGCUUGUGAAUAGUUUUAGCUAUUCUUCAAAUAAAAUUUAUCACUUAACAAAAAAAUUUUAGAAAGUAAAUUAUCUUAAGUUAUAAAUUAAAUUGAAGAAAAAAAUGGUAUAUUCAAAUAUAUCAAUAAAAAUAAUAGAUUUAUAUAUUAUUAAAUAGAUGAUAUUUUGA